AUGAAGAUGCUGAUGUGUGACCGCGGCGUCCAGAUGCUGGUGACGACGGUGGGCGCGUUCGCCGCCUUCAGCCUCAUGACCAUCGCCGUCGGGACCGACUACUGGCUGUACUCGCGCGGGGUCUGCCGCACGAAGAACAGCGGCGACAACGACACGAGCCGCAAGAACGAGGAGGUGAUGACGCACUCCGGCCUCUGGCGGACCUGCUGUCUGGAAGGAACAUUCAGAGGUGUGUGUAAGAAGAUUGAUCACUUCCCGGAGGACGCGGACUAUGAAGCAGAUGCUGCUGAGUACCUCCUACGUGCUGUGCGAGCCUCCAGUAUCUUCCCCAUCAUGAGCGUGGGGCUGCUGUUCCUUGGAGGACUCUGUGUGGCCGCCAGUGAGUUUUACCGGAGCCGACACAACGUCAUCCUCAGCGCAGGAAUCUUCUUCGUCUCUGCAGGUCUCAGUAACAUCAUAGGGAUUAUAGUCUACAUCUCCGCCAACUCGGGUGACCCGGGUCAGAGCGACAGCAAGAAGUCCUACUCCUACGGCUGGUCUUUCUACUUUGGCGCCCUCUCCUUCAUCAUGGCAGAGAUGGUGGGCGUGCUGGCCGUGCACAUGUUCAUCGAGAAGCACCGCAAGCAGCGGGCCAAGUCCCGCACCGAGCUCAUCAAGAAGUCCGCCUUCAGCCGCAUCCCGUCCUACCGCUACCGCUUCCGGCGUCGCUCCAGCGUGCGUUCCUCCGAGGCCCCGAGCCGCGACACCUCACCGCUGGGGAAAGGCGGCUACACGGGGCCCGCCGCCUCCGAGAUGCCCAUGUACACGCUGAACCCACGCGAGGCGGGCAACGCCGGCACCAAACCCGGAAGCGGCAUGGGCGGGCUGCUCAACUCGGAGAGGGAGUUCCUCCAGAGCAGCACGCUCACCAAAGACUACAGCAAGGACCCCAACCGCAGGACCACGCCCGUCUGA
This is a messenger RNA of Anoplopoma fimbria (sablefish), 954 nucleotides long. It is a transcript of the gene cacng3b, whose product is annotated as calcium channel, voltage-dependent, gamma subunit 3b. Gene Ontology annotation, cellular component: postsynaptic density membrane; AMPA glutamate receptor complex. The record is from RefSeq and is a predicted model, not a curated record. Gene Ontology annotation, molecular function: channel regulator activity; voltage-gated calcium channel activity. The transcript is spliced from 4 exons. The coding region runs from base 1 to 954 and encodes 317 amino acids. NCBI's taxonomy places the organism in Eukaryota, Metazoa, Chordata, Actinopteri, Perciformes, Anoplopomatidae. Gene Ontology annotation, biological process: calcium ion transport; transmission of nerve impulse; postsynaptic neurotransmitter receptor diffusion trapping.